This is a messenger RNA of Zootermopsis nevadensis, 3215 nucleotides long. The record is from RefSeq and is a predicted model, not a curated record. Lineage: Eukaryota; Metazoa; Arthropoda; Insecta; Blattodea; Termopsidae.
AUGUGACGACGCUUACCGGCACAAUCAGUUUAUUAGUAAUCAUGUUGUGAUGACAGUGACUGUCGUAGUUGCACCGAAGUUACACAGGAUCCGUGGGUAGCACUGACCUUUGGAGAUGAAACUGUAUUUAACUUCUUAGCGAAUAUAACUAGAUUUUUACUUAUGUUCUGAAAUACUUCAACUUCACCGAAAAAUCGGAUCAUCUAACUGCGGUAAUCUAUGAUAAGUGUACGGCCAUCUGUGGAUAACUGUACUUUAUCGACUUCCUUGACGUGUUAACAUAUUGAAGCGUGGUAUGAAUGAAUGCACGAGUUUGUGUGGAGACGAAAUAUAAGUGUAGUUAAACUGGGUUAUGUACGUUUUUCUAAAACCGUUAAUAGCAACUGUAACGACGGCAUCAAGAGACUAGUGAGUGUAUAAAAAUGGCGGAAAAUGUAUCCGAAAGUCAUAAAGCUAAUGAUAUGGGCAUUCGUUUUGGCAGUAAAAUCAAUGACGUAGAAGGCAAAACCCCAUUUCUAAUAGGAGUUGCUGGUGGUACAGCCAGUGGAAAAUCUACAGUUUGUAAACGUAUCAUGGAAAAAUUGGGACAAGUGGACAUGGACCAUACAGAAAGGCAGGUUGUAUGCAUCAGCCAGGAUAGCUUUUAUAGAGAGCUGACUCCUGCAGAAAAGGCCAAGGCAGAAAAAGGACUGUUUAAUUUUGAUCAUCCAGAUGCUUUCAAUAAUGAUCUGAUUCUACACACUGUACAAGACAUACUUGCUGGAAAGAAGUGUGAAAUACCUGUGUAUGACUACAGAACAAAUUCAAGGUGUGAUAAUCAGUUCACAACAAUAUACCCAGCAGAUGUUGUUUUAUUUGAAGGGAUUUUGGUAUUUUAUUUUCCUGAGAUUCGGGAAUUAUUUCAUAUGAAGCUCUUUGUCGAUACUGAUUCUGAUACAAGAUUAGCACGUAGAGUUCCGAGAGAUAUAAAAGAAAGAGGCCGAGACUUGGAUCAAGUGUUAAAUCAGUACAUGUACUUUGUGAAGCCUGCUUUUGAAGAGUUCUGUUCACCAACUAAGAAAUAUGCGGAUGUUAUAAUUCCUCGUGGGGCAGACAACACUGAUGAAUCACCAAAUCGGUAUGUUGCAGUUGCCAUUGAUCUGAUUGUGCAGCACAUUCGUGAUUUUCUCAAUAACCGGCUGAAAGUGGAUCAGUUCCCAGUACCGUCAUCACCUUCUGCAUCACCUGUUCAUGGUUCACGGCGACUCAACACAACUGAUGGUCAUUUCACACGCCCUCACUAACCAUCUUAGUGUAGUAUUUGGAAUUAAAUUAUUAUAAUUGUUAGGUGCCCUGAUCCUUCUCUCAUAAUAACCAUCAGUAGGUAUGUCAAUUUCAAGUAUUUGAUAAUUGCAAGAUUUAGUUUUCCUUGUAUGUUGUGUGAUCAAAAUAUUGUCAGACUGAAUUUUUUGUAUACUUCCCUCAUUUUGUGGCUUUCCCCACCAAAACCGAUUUCUUGUUUCUUGAUGCAUUAAAUACUGCAAUUCUGCCAUUACCAGAAAUAUGUAUUGAUACCCAUGUUUUCAGUCUGUGAUUUUUCUUUGAUUAUGAUAUCAUUAAGGAUCUUCCCCUUGAUCACUAAAAGGUUUUGGAAACAGAAGAAACUCAUUGAGACCUAGAUAUGGGGACUAUGAAGGGUGGGGACAAUAGUUAUCUGGUUUCUGUUCAGUAAGCCCAGCACAAACAAAACACAGUGAGCAAGAAAAUUGUGUACUGGAGAAACAAGUUUGUAGUGCACUAUUUUUCAGGGAAUUCUGCCAUGUAUUUUAAUGUAAAUGCCACAAUAUCUGUGUAAACAGUUGAUUGAUAAUUUGUGUCUGCAAAAUGAAUUCUUGAUGUACAAUUUUAUAAGUGUCAAGUAUAUUCAGCAUCUCAGCAGAACGCAUUACACUUUAUAACUUUGAAAACUACUCAGAUGUUUAGAGUUCUUGUUGUUUCCUCUCCAAAGACUGCUAUAUAAAAAUGUAGGAUUAAAAUAUACAAAACUAAUUUUACUUUUUUGUGGGUGUAAAACUUGAUCUCUCACAUCAAGGAGAGAAUACAGAUUGGGGAUAUUUCAAAAGAGGGUUUUGGGAGGAAUAUUUGGAUCUAAGAGGGAUUGAGUAAAGGAGGCUGAUUUUUUCUCCAGUUAUUGUUAAGAUGACCAAAUUAAGGAUGAGAUGUAUGGGGUACAUAUUGUGUGGGGGGGAUAUGAAAAAUGCAUAACACUAUUUUGGUUGGAAAGCUUAAAGGGAAGAGACAGCUCAAAGGAUCUAGGCUUAGGUGGGAGGAUAAUAUUGGAUCAUAAAAAAUUGAGUAGGUGGACUAAUCUGGCUCAGGCUGUUGUGAAUGUGAUAAUGAGAUUUCAUGUUUCAUAAAAUUUAGGAAAUUUCUUGGCUAGCUGAGUGACUAAUAGCUUCUCAAGGACUCUGUUCCAUGUAGUUAGGUUUAAAAAGUAUUUUUUGUCUCUUUGAAAUAGAACUUGAUGCACACACUGUGUUCUUUAAAGUCUGUCAUUUAAACACACAUUAAAUCUGCAGAUGGCAACACAUAUGACCUUCAUGUUUUAUCACUUCUGAAGUUGAAUCACCAACGUUGCUUUUGAUGACACAUCUUACUGCUUCAAGAGUAAUAUAAUCUGAUCUAGCAGAUGUUAUUUUAAUGUCAUCUUUCAGAGAAAUUCUAUUCUAACAUGGUAGUCUUGAAAUGUUUCGAUCACACUUUGUACAGUUUUAAAGUGUUACUGUUUCAGAUAUUUCAGUUCAUGUUUGCAAGUAUGUAUAUCAUUUAUACUAUACCAAAUGUGCAGUGACAGUUCUAUCUGUUUAGGUAGAUUUUUUGUUGCUAUUCAUCUAAUAGCUUUCAGUUGAUGCUUUGUGUUCUCAUGUAAUUGUGACAUGAAUGUAUAGUGGUAGUGCUCUGUUUUUAUCUGUAUAAAUAGAGCAGUAUAUUUUCCCCCUUUGAUUUCAGAAAUACUCAGUUUUUAAUUCAUGUUGAUGAAGUUUCAGAUAUGAAGUGAUGUGCUCCGGCUUUGAUGCACUGCAUUGUCCACACAUUUCUCAGUCCUGUUGUGAAGCACAUAGUGGACACUGCGUGUAGGUCUCACUCCACUGUAAAGGCACUGUAGUCACUGCGUUUCAAUUGCAUGUGUAUAAGUUUUGAAUCUUGUAUAUAAAUAUAUCUAUAGAAAAGCUCUA